This is a messenger RNA of Encephalitozoon cuniculi GB-M1, 1275 nucleotides long. RefSeq lists its product as uncharacterized. The record is from RefSeq and is marked provisional. The transcript has a single exon. Lineage: Eukaryota; Fungi; Microsporidia; Unikaryonidae. Gene Ontology annotation, biological process: translation. The coding region runs from base 1 to 1275 and encodes 424 amino acids. Gene Ontology annotation, molecular function: GTP binding; translation release factor activity; GTPase activity. Gene Ontology annotation, cellular component: translation release factor complex.
AUGGACUUGGGGGAGCUGCGCAUUUCCCGGAAGAAGGUUAUCAACAUUGUGUUCGUCGGACAUGUUGACGCUGGAAAGUCGACGAUAUGCGGGCAGAUUCUUGUGCAGAUGGGAUUGGUGGACCCAAGGACGUUGGAAAAGUACAGACAAAUGUCGAGGGAGCAGAAUAGAGAAAGCUGGUAUUUAAGCUGGUGUCUGGACACCAAUCCUGAGGAGAGAGAAAGAGGAAAGACCACGGAGGUGGGGACUGCGUCCUUUGAGCUUCCCCAUAGAAGGGUAAAUAUAUUGGAUGCGCCUGGACAUAACCAGUUUGUGUUUGAGAUGAUAAACGGGGCUAAUCGUGCGGAUGUGGGAAUACUGGUUGUAUCUGCACGAAUAAACGAAUUUGAGGCAGGCUUUGAAAAGGGAGGGCAAACUAGAGAGCAUAUCUUCCUGCUAAAGGCCGGAAGUGUCCAAAGAUUGAUUGUGCUGGUUAAUAAGAUGGACGAUCCGAGCGUGGAGUGGCGCAAGGAGAGGUUUGACGAGAUAAAGACCAAGGUUGGGGCCUUUGUUAGAAGAAUGUUUCCGACGCCUGUGUUUAUUCCGGUCAGUGGAUUUACCGGCGAAUACAUUAAGGAGAAAGGAUCGUGCCCAUGGUAUGAUGGAGACUCUUUUCUUUCGGAGUUGGACAAUGUAACGAUUCCAAGAAGAAUCGAUGGCCCACUAGCGAUCACGGUGACAGAAAAGGUAAGGCUGAUGGGAUCAACGAUUCUGUACGGGAAGGUUGAAUGCGGGAAGGUGACCCUCAACUCGCCAAUAAAAAUCUUACCACAGAACACAAAGAACGUCAUUUCGUCUAUAAUGGAUGAGGAUGACGUUGAGAUCGAAGAAACAGAGCCCGGAGAUGUUGUGAAGUUGAAGUUGAAGGAGGAUGUUGACGAUGUUUCGGUCGGAAGCAAGAUUCUUGGCAUUAGCAAUAUGGAUUACAAAUCUACUCAGGAAUUUACAUGCGGAUUAAACAUACUUGAUGGGGAUACAAUAAUAAGUUCCGGAUACACAUGCAUACUUCAUGUAGGAAUUGUUGCUGCUCAGUGCAAGAUUAAGGAAAUAAGGGAUAUUAACAACAAGAAGAUUAGGUUUUGCAGGCAAGGAAGCAAGGUUCUUGCGAAGAUAACUACCGAACUGCCUAUCUGCGUUCUCCACAGCAGUAGGAACGAGGAAGAAAGGCAAAGAUUUGCGUUACGAUUGGAGAACAAAACCAUCGCCGUUGGUGUAGUAAGAGCCGUAAAAGAAUAA